UCAACCACGCAGAUCUAACCGGAGUGAUGGUGGUAGUGGUGGUAUUAUAAUGAGCCGACAGCUCUGUCACUCUAGCCCAAUUCAUUUCAUAAAAUUUCCAUGAUCUUCCAUUUCUCACCCUAUAUAUUAAGGACCCAAUCUACGCUUUACUCUCUUGUAAAUAUUCUCAAAAUUCCUCCUAGCUUAAACUAGUAAAGAAGAGAGAGAGAGAGAGAGAGAGGGAGAGAGAAGCAAAAGCCAGGGGGCUCUACUUCGUUCUCACGCGACUUUGGGGGCGUCGCAGGAUCCAGGAUCCAGGAUCCGAUCAGUUUCAAUUCGACCCCAACUUCAAAUCCCGUAGCUCUGUCUCAGAAUAUUUUAUAUUGAAUGCUUCAGUUUAGAGUAGCUUAGAUUCGAGCCGUAUAUUGCAAGAUCUGCUGUUAUCAUGACAGUCUCGGAGAGCAAGAUGCCCGGAAUCUGCUCGUUUUUUGUGUUAGUGAUUCUGUUUGUCCAUUCUUGUCAUGGGUUUUACCUACCUGGGAGUUACAUGCACACGUAUUCAACCUCAGAUACUAUAGUUGCCAAAGUUAAUUCCUUGACUUCCAUUGAAACUGAGCUUCCUUUUAGUUACUACAGUCUCCCUUACUGCAAACCUCUCGGUGGAAUAAAGAAAAGUGCCGAGAAUCUUGGGGAACUUCUCAUGGGAGAUCAGAUUGAUAACACCCCUUAUCGGUUUCGAAUGAAUGUGAACGAGUCUCUCUACCUUUGCACUACCAACGCCUUGAAUGAGCAUGAGGUUAAGCUUUUAAAACAAAGGACUCGUGAUUUGUAUCAAGUGAAUAUGAUUCUAGACAAUUUGCCGGUGAUGAGGAUUGCAAAACAAAAUGGGAUUAACAUUCAGUGGACUGGAUUCCCGGUUGGGUAUACUCCACCAAAUAGUAAUGAUGAUUACAUUAUCAAUCACCUCAAGUUCAAGGUCUUGGUUCAUGAGUAUGAGGGGAGUGGAGUGGAGAUAAUUGGAACUGGGGAAGAAGGGAUGGGUGUGAUUUCUGAAGCUGAUAAGAAGAAGGCCUCUGGUUUCGAGAUUGUUGGUUUUGAGGUGGUUCCAUGCAGUGUUAAAUAUGAUCCUGAAGUUAUGACCAAACUUCACAUGUAUGACAAUAUCUCCUCUGUCAACUGCCCCUUGGAGCUAGAAAAGUCACAGAUAAUAAGGGAACACGAGAGGAUCUCUUUUACUUAUGAGGUUGAAUUUGUGAAAAGUGAUAUUAGAUGGCCGUCUCGGUGGGAUGCUUAUUUGAAGAUGGAAGGUGCACGUGUGCACUGGUUCUCAAUUCUAAAUUCACUGAUGGUGAUCACUUUUCUAGCUGGUAUUGUGUUUGUCAUUUUCUUGAGGACUGUAAGGAGGGAUUUGACAAGAUAUGAGGAACUGGACAAAGAAGCUCAAGCACAAAUGAAUGAGGAGCUUUCUGGAUGGAAGCUUGUGGUAGGUGAUGUUUUUAGAGAACCAGAUUGUCCAAAGCUUCUCUGUGUGAUGAUUGGAGAUGGGGUUCAGAUUACCGGAAUGGCAGCUGUCACUAUAGUUUUUGCUGCCCUUGGUUUUAUGUCACCAGCUUCACGAGGAAUGCUCCUGACAGGGAUGAUUAUUCUUUAUCUUUUCUUGGGUAUUGCUGCUGGGUAUGUCGCUGUACGUCUCUGGAGAACUCUCAAGGGAACUUCAGAAGGAUGGAGGUCUGUUUCCUGGUCGGUUGCAUGCUUCUUUCCUGGAAUUGUCUUUGUUAUCCUUACAGUAUUGAAUUUUAUUCUGUGGGGAAGCAAAAGCACUGGUGCAAUUCCCAUUUCCCUGUAUUUUAUACUCUUGUCUCUCUGGUUCUGCAUUUCUGUGCCUCUCACUCUCGUGGGAGGAUUCUUAGGGACAAGAGCUGAAGCUAUUCAAUAUCCUGUGCGAACCAACCAGAUUCCUAGGGAGAUACCUGCACGCAAAUAUCCAUCAUGGCUUCUUGUUCUUGGUGCUGGGACCCUUCCAUUUGGAACCCUUUUCAUUGAACUCUUCUUCAUCCUUUCUAGCAUCUGGCUUGGCAGGUUUUAUUAUGUGUUUGGCUUCUUGCUUAUAGUUCUUCUACUACUGAUCAUUGUUUGUGCUGAAGUGUCCGUGGUCCUUACCUACAUGCAUCUCUGUGUUGAGGACUGGCGAUGGUGGUGGAAGGCUUUCUGUGCUUCGGGUUCAGUUGCACUCUAUGUGUUCCUGUACUCCAUCAAUUACUUGGUCUUUGACCUACAGAGUUUGAGUGGUCCUGUUUCAGCUAUUCUUUAUCUUGGCUACUCGAUGAUCAUGGCAAUUGCAAUCAUGUUGUCUACAGGCACCAUCGGUUUCAUCACUUCUUUCUAUUUUGUCCAUUAUCUGUUCUCAUCUGUUAAGAUUGAUUAAAAGUUUCAUUUGGUGAUCUUCAUCAACAGCUGGAAAGACUUUGGCAUGGAAGAGGAUGAUAUCCUGAUUCAUCAUUUUGGUUUAGCUAAAGUUGCCUUUGGUAACUAAUCAUUUUACACUGUAUCAAAGAGGCUCUCAAAAUUACUCAAAAAUUAUCUGUUAUUUUGGUGGUUGUUGAGGUUAGGACUUUGAUAGAUUGAAGAGCUUGUGAUUUGCAGUCACAUCCUUCCACCCUGCCCCCAAUAUCUUUUUUCUUUUUUAUUUUGUCCCAGUUACCUAGUUAUGAGUUUUUGUUGGAUUAUUGUCAUCUCAAUGAUUUUGAUGUUCUAGAAAGUUGUAAUCCUGUAUUUUCUCUCAUAUUUUAAUCAAAUAGAAAGGUUUAUUUUCUUUGAUUA
Molecule: messenger RNA, 2799 nt
Organism: Theobroma cacao (cacao)
Lineage: Eukaryota; Viridiplantae; Streptophyta; Magnoliopsida; Malvales; Malvaceae
Product: Endomembrane protein 70 protein family
Biological process (GO): protein localization to membrane
Cellular component (GO): membrane
Source: RefSeq, a predicted model, not a curated record